AUGAGCUUUCACAUAGCUAUUAGAAAUUUGCUGAGUAGUUCUUGUAAACUAGCUAGAGCCAAGCCAUUGCAAUUUACCAACUUGAAAACUAUUAAAUUAAGAGAGCCUGUUGUUCCAAGAGUUGCCAAUUUUGAAGUUUCACCAGAUCAUCCAUUAUGGCAAUUUUUCCCUGAAGGAAACAAAACUACCUCACCAAUCAGAGAAUCCGAAGAGUUGGAUUUGGAUUCAAGAGAAUGGACUUCUGCUGAAUUGCGUCAAAAAUCUUUUGAAGAUUUGCACCGAAUCUGGUAUUUGGCGUUGAAAGAAAGAAAUAUUUUGGCCCGUGAAGUCAGAUUAGGGGAAUCAUUGGGUAUGGGAGAUUUUAGACAACACAAUACUGUGGAUAGAAAAUUAAUUAGAACUCAAAAGAAAAUCAAGCAAGUUUUGGUGGAAAGACAGGUCGCAGUUGAAAGAGCACAAGCUAGUAUGCAAAACGAGAUUAAUGAGUACUUGGAAGAGUUUAGAGACAGAUUCAUCAACUGUGAAGCUAAUGAGAUUGAUGAAUAUCAUGAAAAAUUGGUCAGAUUACAAUAUGCUAUCUUUGGUAUUAGUCCAGAAUUAUCCGUGGAAUUGUUGGAGGAAGAAGAUGGAAUUGAUAUUAAUUUUAUUAAAGGUGUUACAUAUGUUGCCCACUUGAAAUUGGACAGAUAUAAGAAAUUGAAUCCAGAUGUCAAGAUAAAUUCAGAAAACAUGAUUGAAGAUUUUGCAUUUUUUGUUAAGGAUACUCCCGAAGCUUUGAAAGAUGUCAUGGAAAUCAGAUCAUUGGGUGAAUCUCGUGAGUUAUACAAGAGUGAGGUUAUUCCAUUCUUGAGACAAGCUAUUGAAAAUCACCUUAAACAAAAUGAGUAA
Messenger RNA from Candida tropicalis MYA-3404, 888 nucleotides. RefSeq names its product mitochondrial 54S ribosomal protein uL29m. Bases 1 to 888 code for a protein of 295 amino acids. Gene Ontology annotation, biological process: mitochondrial translation. The transcript has a single exon. NCBI's taxonomy places the organism in Eukaryota, Fungi, Ascomycota, Pichiomycetes, Serinales, Debaryomycetaceae. Gene Ontology annotation, molecular function: structural constituent of ribosome. Gene Ontology annotation, cellular component: mitochondrial large ribosomal subunit; mitochondrial ribosome. The record is from RefSeq and is a predicted model, not a curated record.